AUGAAGACUUUUGGCAGACCGCUAUUAACAGUGUUAAAAACGUCAGGCGCGCGAUCAAUUGCUAGCAAUGUUCCAGAGAUAAGAAUUUAUGAGGUGGGCCCGAGAGAUGGACUGCAGAACGAACCAAAAUUCGUUCCAACGGAAGUUAAAGUCGAGCUGAUUCAUAAAUUGGCGUCAGCUGGCUUAAAGAAUAUUGAAUCAGCCAGUUUUGUAAGUCCAAAAUGGGUAAAACAAAUGAGUGACGCCGUGGUAGUUAUGAAAAGUAUCAAAAGAGAGUCUGAUGUUAAUUACCCCGCGCUUGUCCCGAAUUUGAAAGGAUACGAAACUGCCAAGACUUGCAAUGUGGAAGAAAUAGCGAUAUUUCCAGCGGGAUCUGAAGCGUUCUCUCAAAAAAAUCUGAACUGCUCAGUAAAACAGGGGCUCGAUCGAUUCCGAGAAGUAGCCCAACAGGCCGUCAAGGAUGGCAUUAGAGUUAGAGGUUACGUCUCGUGCGUUUUGGGCUGUCCGUAUGAAGGCCCGAUUAGUCCCAGGACUAUCGCAAAGAUCACUGAGGAACUACUGGCGAUGGGAUGUUACGAAGUAUCGCUCGGUGACACAAUAGGAGUCGGAACAGCGGGGUCAGUACGGCGUCUGAUGAAAGAAAUACUCCAAGUCGCGAAACCGGAAAACAUCGCUCUGCACUUUCACGAUACAUACGGACAGGGUCUCUCAAAUUUACUCGCAGGACUGGAGUUCGGCGUAAGGACUGUGGAUUCUUCUAUCUCCGGUCUGGGCGGGUGUCCUUACGCCCGAGGAGCUAGUGGAAAUCUAGCCACGGAAGAUCUCGUCUACUUGCUCUAUGGCCUGGGGGUCAACACGAACGUCGAUCUAGUAAAGUUGGUGGAAGCCGGCCGCUUCAUUUCGAACUUUCUCGCCAAACCCACAGAGUCUAAGGUGAAUCGAGCCCUGGGUGACAGGUUUAAUAACCAUUUGGACGUCGUCAAAAUGGCAUCUUGUACCGCUCAAUAG
Leptosia nina is the source of this 1008-nucleotide messenger RNA. NCBI's taxonomy places the organism in Eukaryota, Metazoa, Arthropoda, Insecta, Lepidoptera, Pieridae. The record is from the annotation of a GenBank genome assembly.